CCAUCGCCGGUGCGGUGCAGUUUAUGCCCUCCUAAUUUUUAAUUCAAAAAAAGAAAAAUCAAAAACUUUAUUUUUCUUCCGCCAUCGUCGCCGCCGCCGUUUUAUCUACUUCCGGUUCUCCGGCGAUUCUAUCCCAAUUUACCCUUCCCUCUCCUCUUUUAUCCCCAAAUAGUGAAAUUAGUCUCCAUUUUUUUAAAUAGUUCUUUUGUUUUUGUUUCUCUGUUAGUUUUUGAUUGAACAUCAAAGAGGAGAAGGGAACAAAAAAGAAAAAAAAGUAGAAAGGAUCCAUUGGAGUUGUUGUCAAUGGCGCAGAUUGAGGUUCAGCGUCAACCGGCGAUUUCCGUACCAAACGCCGUCGCUCCGCAAACCGGAGGGGUGCAGUUCAUACCGACGUCACUAUAUGUUGGGGAUCUUGAUGUUACCGUUACGGAUGAGCAACUGUUUCAAUUGUUUGGACAAGUUGCUCGGGUUGCUUCCGUAAGGAUUUGCCGCGACUUGGCUACGGGCCGUUCACUCGGAUACGGUUACGUCAACUAUAGCAAUCCUCGUGAUGCGGCUAGGGCUUUGGAUCUACUUAAUUUCACUCCACUGAAUAAUAAGCCUAUUCGUAUCAUGUAUUCUCAAAGGGACCCUAGUCUUCGUAAGAGUGGUACUGCAAACAUAUUUAUCAAGAAUCUGGACAAGUCUAUUGACCACAAAGCAUUACAUGAUACGUUUUCUGCAUUUGGAAAUAUUCUGUCUUGCAAGAUAUCUACAGAUGGUUUUGGCCAGUCUAAAGGCUAUGGUUUUGUGCAAUUUGACAGUGAAGAAUCUGCUCAAAAUGCAAUUGAUAAAUUGAAUGGCAUGUUGAUUAAUGACAAGCAGGUCUAUGUUGGACAUUUCCUUCGUAAGCAGGAAAGAGAGACCACAUCGAGUAAGACCAAAUUCAAUAAUGUUUAUGUGAAAAAUCUUUCCGAGUCUACAACAGAUGAAGACUUGAAAACAAUUUUUGGUGAGUAUGGUGAAAUUACUAGUGCUGUAAUUAUGAGGGAUGCAGAUGGCAAGUCGAAGUGUUUUGGAUUUGUCAACUUUGAAAUUGCUGAUGAUGCUGCUAAAGCUGUUGAAGCUCUUAAUGGAAAGAAAUUUGAAGAGAAAGAGUGGUAUGUUGGAAAAGCCCAGAAAAAGUCAGAAAGAGAGCAUGAGCUAAAAUCUCGUUUUGAGCAAACUGUGAAGGAAGCUGCUGAUAAACUUAAGGGUAUGAAUUUAUAUGUUAAAAACUUGGAUGAUAGUAUUGAUGAUGAAAAGCUGAAGGAACUGUUUUCGGAGUAUGGCAAAAUUAUUUCGUGCAAGGUCAUGCGUGACCCUAGUGGAGUUAGUAAGGGCUCUGGGUUUGUUGCAUUUUCUACACCUGAAGAAGCAUCACGAGCUCUUGCUGAGAUGAAUCAUAAAUUGGUUGUUAGCAAACCACUUUAUGUUGCACUUGCUCAAAAGCAAGAAGAGAGAAGAGCAAGUCUACAGGCUCAGUUUUCACAAAUGAGACCUCUUGCUAUCCCCUCGGUUGCUCCUCGUAUGCCCAUGUACCCUUCUGGUGCACCAGGUCUUGGCCAACAAUUUUUAUAUGGGCAAGCACCUCCAGCUAUCAUUCCUCAAGCUGGUUUUGGUUAUCAGCAGCAACUGGUUCCUGGAGUGAGGCCUGGUGGCCCUCCUGUACCAAAUUUCUUUGUUCCCAUGGUACAGCAGGGCCAGCGCCCAGGGGGACGACGCGGAGCAGGUCCAUUUCAACAGGCUCAACAACCAAUGAUGCCUAGGGGACGUGCCAAUCGAUACCCACCUGGUUGUAAUGUGCCGGGUCCAUUGCAAGAUGCUGGCACUGGACAGCCUAUGCCUCUUCAACCUUUGGCUACUGCUCUUGCAAAUUCAACCCCUGAGCAACAAAGGACGAUGCUUGGUGAAAGCCUAUACCCCCUUGUGGAACAUCUCGAGUGUGAUGCAGCAGCCAAGGUUACCGGCAUGCUUCUAGAGAUGGACCAAACUGAAGUUUUGCAUCUCAUUGAGUCACCCGAAGCUUUGAAAGCUAAAGUAGCAGAGGCCUUAGAGGUGUUGAAGAGUGUUGCUGCAAAGCCACAGGUCAACAAUCCUGCAGACCAAUUGGCUUCACUAUCUUUGAAUGAUAACCAUGUCUCUUGAGUGACUGGAAUUUUGGUAUUGUAGGGUUGAGUUUGGAACAUUUAUUUAUGCUUUUGUUUUUUUUUUGGUGGUUGCAAGGAUUCUAAUACUUUGCUAGCAUUGUGUUUUUUCGGUUUGGCUUCAUAGGCUUUUUCUAUUUACUGGAUUGUUAUUUAUUACAAUAAGUUUUGUUUAAUGUCAUUGGAACUUUAUUUUUAACA
Gossypium raimondii (Peruvian cotton) is the source of this 2366-nucleotide messenger RNA. RefSeq names its product polyadenylate-binding protein 2. The transcript is spliced from 9 exons. NCBI's taxonomy places the organism in Eukaryota, Viridiplantae, Streptophyta, Magnoliopsida, Malvales, Malvaceae. The record is from RefSeq and is a predicted model, not a curated record. Gene Ontology annotation, cellular component: ribonucleoprotein complex. Gene Ontology annotation, molecular function: RNA binding. Bases 304 to 2166 code for a protein of 620 amino acids.